UUCAAGUUUCCUUCAGCCAACCAUUAAUGGACCUCGAGGCUGUUCUUAGCCUCUUCGAUUCGUGCUGGUUCAAUCUCCAAACCCUCAAUAAACAUUCAAAUUCAAUCACUUCAUCAAAUCCACAGGAAAACUCAUAUAACAAAAUUCAAGAAAAUUCACCAGAAAUUGCAAAAGAUUCAUCCCUGCUAGAAGAAAUCCAACUUGGGUCACAAAGUGAUGGUUUGAGCUACAAUUCAGACACUUUCUCUCCAGAUUCAGUUCUCCCAAUAACCCAUUUUCAACCAGAUCCUAAAAAAGCAGAACCAAAAAAGAUAAAGGGUAGACGAAAAGAGAGGAAAAGAAGAACCAAAAAGGGUCUUAGCAAGAGCUUAUCCGAGCUAGAAUAUGAGGAGCUAAAAGGGUUUAUGGAUCUUGGAUUUGAUUUCUCAGAAGAUGAUGUAAAUUCCAGUUUGGUUGAGAUUAUUCCAGGUUUACAGAAACUGAGCAAAAAUAGGAGUAAUGAUGAUCAAGAAAAGGUGAAUUUUGUUGAGAAAUCUCAUCAGUACUCAAGAGCAAUCAGGCCUUAUCUUUCUGAAGCAUGGGAAGUUCUUGAAAAGAGGAAGAGAAUGAAUUCAUUGAUGAAUUGGAAAGUACCCGCUACCAGCAAUGAAAUUGACAUUAAACAUAGUCUCAAAUGGUGGGCACAUACUGUUGCUUCCUCUGUUAAACAACAGAACAAAGGCUAAAACUAAAAUCUAAGUAAAAUUUUCUCUCCUAGGUUUUUUCUUUCUUUUUCCCACUACAAAAUUUCAAAACGAAAGGAAUGUUAGCACUUUGAUCCUUUUUUUAGUUUCUUGACUCACAUUGUUGAGCUUGAAGUUGCAAUCCAAAUAGGAUUAGGAACAAAGCUAAAUCCUCUUCUUCAAAAGAAAAUAAAAUCGUAUUUUGGUAAUGGUUUUUGGAAUUUGCAUUGAAUUAGUCGACGCAAGUCGUAAUGUGGAUUGAAAUGAAGUCUGUCAGGACAUUGAGAAGAUUGAGUCAGUCUGUAAUAGUACGUGUAUUUUUUUUUCCCUUCAAAAAAAUCAGCCUGCAGGCUAAUUAAGGUCAAAUUAAUGAAUAAAGAAUACAUAGUUCCAUCCA
Messenger RNA from Nicotiana tabacum (common tobacco), 1119 nucleotides. NCBI's taxonomy places the organism in Eukaryota, Viridiplantae, Streptophyta, Magnoliopsida, Solanales, Solanaceae. The record is from RefSeq and is a predicted model, not a curated record.